AUGCAAGAACUCGCCAUCCAGCCAAGAGGCAUAUUCUGGCAGGACGACUUCAUAACGCCCGAACACGAAGCCCACCUGAUGAAAAUUUUCCAGAACGAACUUGAAUGGCCAGAGCGCUCCGGCCGUCUAUCACUACACUAUGGCUACACCUUCGACUACAAGACGUUUGGCGUCGAUCCGAGCAUUCCUUUCAAAGACUUCCCGGUUUGGUUAAUCCCAUUGUUGCCGACGAGGGAAGGCAGACCACCUGAUCAGGUGUGUCUGCAGCAUUACCCACCCGGCGCAGGUAUCCCUCCGCAUGUCGAUACACAUUCUGCGUACGAUCAAUUGUACGCUUUAUCGCUGGGGGCACCGGUUAUGAUGCAAUUUACACGAAAUAGCGAUGCCGAUGGCGAUGAGGAGGGCGAAAAGAAGGAGGUAGUAGAGGUGGACUUGACACCGAGGAGCAUGAUGCAGAUGUCCGGCGACUCACGACUGCACUGGACGCAUGGCAUUAAGAAGCGCAAGACGGAUACGCUGCCAAAUGGUACGGUGAGGAGGCGCGACGAUAGGUGGAGCAUUACGUACCGUUGGAUUAGAGAGCCCGCUGUGUGCGACUGCGGCGACGCCAAACUGUGUGACACCACACAGAGGAAGUUGGGCAUAGAGAAAGAGUAUAGGUGGAAGAAGGAGGGCGAGGGAACAACCACUACCACCACCGAUGAGCCUUCUACUACUACCGACGAGGCAGCUACCACUUCUACAGAGCCAGCCACCAUUGAAGAACCUAAUACAGAUCUUGCUACGCCAGAAGAUCCUACACCAGAAGACCCUGCCCCAGAAGAUCCUGCACCAGAGGAUCUCGCACCAGAGGAUCCCGCACCAGAGGAUCCCGCACCAGAAGAUCCUAAUACUCCAGAAGAACCUAAUACUACCACUGAGGUGAGUGAAUUCCUAUAG
Messenger RNA from Didymosphaeria variabile, 939 nucleotides. RefSeq lists its product as uncharacterized. Gene Ontology annotation, biological process: oxidative demethylation. NCBI's taxonomy places the organism in Eukaryota, Fungi, Ascomycota, Dothideomycetes, Pleosporales, Didymosphaeriaceae. The record is from RefSeq and is a predicted model, not a curated record. Gene Ontology annotation, molecular function: demethylase activity; oxidoreductase activity. Bases 1 to 939 code for a protein of 312 amino acids. The transcript is spliced from 2 exons.